Penicillium malachiteum is the source of this 1554-nucleotide messenger RNA. RefSeq names its product cystathionine beta-synthase CYS4. Gene Ontology annotation, molecular function: cysteine synthase activity; cystathionine beta-synthase activity. The coding region runs from base 1 to 1554 and encodes 517 amino acids. The transcript is spliced from 3 exons. The record is from RefSeq and is a predicted model, not a curated record. Gene Ontology annotation, cellular component: cytoplasm. Lineage: Eukaryota; Fungi; Ascomycota; Eurotiomycetes; Eurotiales; Aspergillaceae.
AUGUCUGUCUCCACGCAUCCUGCUAUCCCGCCUGUGGCGCUAGAUACUAUCACCCAACACAUUGGCAAUACCCCCCUCGUCCGAUUAAAUCGCCUGCCCCGCAGUCUAGGCAUCGAUGCCACCGUCUAUGCUAAGCUGGAGUACUUCAAUGCGGGUGGCUCUGUCAAGGACCGCAUUGCCUUGCGUAUGAUUGAAGAGGCCGAGCGUGAGGGUCGUAUCAAGCCAGGUGAUACCCUGAUUGAGCCUACCAGCGGUAACACUGGUAUUGGUCUGGCUCUGGUUGGCGCUGUCAAGGGUUAUAAAACUAUCAUUACUCUCCCCGAGAAGAUGUCCGCGGAGAAGGUCUCUGUCUUGCGAGCAUUGAAUGCUACUAUUAUCCGAACCCCCAACGAGGCUGCCUUCGACUCCCCCGAGUCCCAUAUUGGAGUGGCUAGACGCCUGGAGAAGGAGUUGCCAAAUGCUCACAUCUUGGACCAAUACGUGAACGUGAACAACCCAUUGGCCCAUGAGCUUGGCACUGCACAGGAGAUUUGGACUCAGACUAAGGGUCAGAUCAACGCUAUUGUGGCUGGUGCAGGAACCGGUGGUACUAUCACAGGUAUUGCUCGCGGUCUCAAGAAGCACAACCCUAACAUUGAGGUUGUCGCUGCUGAUCCUUUCGGCUCUAUCCUGGCCUUGCCUACUUCGCUGAACGAUUCUCGGGUUAACGAGCCCUACAAGGUGGAGGGUAUUGGUUAUGACUUCAUUCCCGAUGUACUGGACCAAAAGAUUGUCGAUCGUUGGUACAAGACUGAGGACAAGGAGUCAUUCCAGUACUCUCGUCGUUUGAUUGCUGAGGAAGGUCUCUUGGUCGGUGGUAGCAGUGGAAGUGCCAUUGCAGCUUUGGUGAAAGCCAAUGAGGAGAAGAAAUUCUCCAAGGACGAUGUCGUUGUCGUUGUCCUCCCAGACAGCAUCCGAAGCUACUUGACAAAGUUUGCUGACGAUGACUGGCUCGCGGCCAACAACCUUCUCCCAGCCCUUCCUGUCGACACCACCACGGAACAAACACCAGUUCCAUCUGACCCCUUGGCUGGUGCGAAGGUCAGUGCUCUUCGCUUGAAGCCAAUCACCACCGUGCCCUCGACCUUCUCCUGUGAAGCCGCCAUUGAGAUCAUGCGCGAGAAGGGCUUCGAUCAGCUCCCCGUUCUCGCCUCUUCAGGCCGCAAACUCGUGGGUCUUCUCACUUUGGGUAACGUCCUGAGCCGACUUACCCAUGGCCGCGUUUCUGGAAAGACCCCUGUCUCCGAGGUGAUGUUUGAUUUCUCCAAGAUUUCCGAGGUUGUGACCGACCCCCGCGACGGCGCAAGUACCCUACGAGCCCAGCCCAGACGUCGCCAAUUCACCGAGAUCACCAUGGAUACUCCUCUCAGCGUUUUGAACCGCUUCUUUGAGUGGAACAGUGCCGCUGUUGUCACUGAGAAGGAUGAGCAUGGUGCCAUGAAGCCUCUGGCUGUGGUCACUAAGGUGGAUUUGCUCACCUGGAUGCUGCACCAUGGCAAGGCCAACGGUGCUUAG